Molecule: messenger RNA, 2477 nt
Organism: Pomacea canaliculata
Lineage: Eukaryota; Metazoa; Mollusca; Gastropoda; Architaenioglossa; Ampullariidae
Exons: 8
Coding region: 434-1693 (419 amino acids)
Source: RefSeq, a predicted model, not a curated record
AUCCAGGAUUUUCAAUAGUUUAACAACAGUACAUGAAACUGCGGGCCAUACAAGUACUGAUGAACUUGAGCUUGUCUUUCAUUAAUAACGCAGUGUGUCUUGUAAGUAUAAUGUUGAAACGAAUGUUAAAAACUGUUUAAGGUGAUAAAAUUGAUAUGUUAUCGGUCAUGAAGUUAGUGUUCAGUAUAAAAAGAAAAAAAAACAGGAAUAUGAAACGGGUUUUUCUUCCGGCUUCUUAAGUUUACGGGUUUGGUUCCUGCACAAGACACUCGCUUGUAAAGCUUAAUUGAGAUGUGUGUGUGUGUGUGUGUGUUUAUUAUGUGUGUGUGUGCUUCCUGUGUUUACAUCAUGACUUUUCCUACUUAAUAAGCUUAAAACUUUAUCAGUGGAGCGAUCGCCGUAGGGGAAAGACUUUAUUUCCACAGCCAUCACAAUGUGGAGCCCAUAUCUUACAAACAUUGUAAGAACUGUGCUGACCUUCUUUGUUAUACUAAACAAAGGAUAUUCAGGCCUCACCGUGCUGAGUGAUUGUCACGUGACAAUCAACGUAUCAGCUUGGUCUUUGCAUGGAUCCUGCUUAGUGUCCAGUACUUCUGAUCAGUAUCAAUGCUACUGGAUUCUGAAGGAGAAACGAGGACAACACGUUGUUCUGAAUACUUUUUGUAAUAAAACAAAUAGAGAUCAAAACACGGGGCUGACUGGAAUCUGUUCAUUUAUGUUUUCUAUGCCGAAACAAGAAGGAGAAUACAGAUAUUUCAUUCUCAGCAAACCAGAGCCUGCCAAUAAUUAUUCCUUUGAUAUGAUUAUAAACGGCACAGACGAAGGUGGCAUUGUAGAUUAUACUUUCUGGGUAGAUAAUGGCGUCGAAUUUGGAAGAUUUACGUGCAAUGCUUCCAGCUAUUUUCAAGAUGUCCUUUAUAUCUGGACCAUCCCUUGCCAAAAUGAGUUGAUUAGAGACAAAACCAGUGAAUGCAGUACUUCAUUGACAGAUAGAAAGGAAGAGAUCACAUGUAUUGCAAUCAAUGCUUCUACAUCCAUGAAUGUUUUCCACGAAGGUUCGUCACAACAUCCAAAGAAAGAAUUACCGAGAUCUGUCUUAAUAGGUUGUACGGUGGGUAUGUUUGGAAUUAUGUCCCUUUCCGUUGCGAUCGCCAUUUACUUAAAGCGUCGAAAAGGUGCUGGCCACUGUCGCACCACAGAAUACUCAACCGAAGAUGUCAUCAGGAAUUCAACUUCGACAUCAACUAGAGUAAACAAUGUGUCUGAUUUGACUCAGGAAGAACAUCCUGGCUCGUCUCUUGACUUUUAUACAACUUCAGACAAUAGCACGAUAAGAAGACAAGAAUGGGAUUCAGGACAAACUACACAUCUUAAACUAUCAACAAUGAUUAAAAAGCCAGUAGAAACGUCUGUCCUCAGGGAGGAAAGAGAGACCGCAGAGGAAUCUGUUAAUUUUGACAGCAGUUGUUCAAACAGUGAAUAUGAAAACAUCGACACACAUAGCACUCCAAAGGCCACUGAUGCAGUCGACUUCAGACGACGAGAAUCUUCUAAGAAAUCACAGGAAGAAACUCGUCCACAGUCUGACAGUGAUGCUACCUUGUACAACAGACUGAGCUUCUUUACUCACCGUCGUCCUCUCUCUGGACCCACACAGUUGGAUUCUCCGUAUAAUCACCUCGAUCAUCACUAAACUUUAUAUCCUUCCCACACCAUUUUGAUUGAUCAGUAACAAACUUUCAUUAGGUUAUUCAAUCUUGAGACAUUUUUUCAGCAAAUUGGGGGUUGUAAUCCUUCUCUGUUCGCGCUAAUUAUUGUAAUAAUUUCUACAGAAAGACCAGAGACUCAAGGACAGUAGCUACUUCUCCAGCUAAUAAAAAAAUUAUAACAAUUUUUCUGUUCUUGCAUGUUUUUAAACAACUAUUGUUUGAAGUGCAUGGAUUCCUUUAAUAAUGAAUGAUAGUAAUGUGAAUGUACUCUUUUGUACUAAACUCUUAGUAAAGUUAAAGUAGAAGAAUAUAUUAAAACUGCAUUUUAAAGAAAUAUGAUUUUUUAUUAUUUUUGUUUUUAUUUUUCCACACAUUUGUUGAUGAAUGUAUGAAUGUGUGGCAUCUUUAACAGCAAAUUUUAAUUUGUAUGUGGGUGAGCGUGGAAGUCUGAUUAAUAAAACCUUGUAUUUUUUACUACUGCAAAAGCUCGAAUAAUAAUCAGAUAUUGUUGGUAAGUCAGUUAUUCUGUCUAAAGCUGAGACAACCUGAAAAAAGCAAUGACUUUAGUUGCCUUCAUAACAGGAAGGGUUAGGUUAUCUUAGUCGAAAGCACAUAGUAAGCAAUUGACUUACUUCUUUUUUAUGUCAAUGGAAGAGAGAAUUAGUUUUAUAGCAUUGUACUUAUGAGUGGCUCCCCUUUGUGUAUCCACCUGCAGGCGCAUCUGUUUGUGUGUGAACAAACUGAGUCUAUUAAAAAAGUUAAAAAUUU